This is a messenger RNA of Hypoxylon trugodes, 2392 nucleotides long. RefSeq names its product enhancer of polycomb-like-domain-containing protein. The transcript has 2 exons. The record is from RefSeq and is a predicted model, not a curated record. Gene Ontology annotation, biological process: regulation of transcription by RNA polymerase II. The coding region runs from base 502 to 2205 and encodes 567 amino acids. Gene Ontology annotation, cellular component: piccolo histone acetyltransferase complex. NCBI's taxonomy places the organism in Eukaryota, Fungi, Ascomycota, Sordariomycetes, Xylariales, Hypoxylaceae.
CCCUUUCCCCCUCCCCCAAAGCUGUCGCCCAAGAUUGCACGGUUCACCGGUGCACCCAAUCACGGCUCGCGAUUGCAGCAUAGUUACAGGGCUAGAGGGAAGGUGCAAAGCCAUUUUAGUCAUUUUGGUGGGGCAAAACGCCUUUAACGCCUUUCACGCUUCCACUGAACCCCCCGAACUGGUGGCCCCCCUCCCCUCUGCACAACCUUCUGCACAAUCACUAUUCUCAUUUUGUUGUGUUCGCUCUACUGCUCUACUGCUUGGGCUGCCCUGCUGCGGCCGACCAAGCAAAAAAUUUGCGCCCCAAACAAUUCAACGUCACCUCAUCCAACAACGAUAGUUUGCCCAUCAAAACAACCACCUGAACACGCGUUUUACCUCUCAAAAAUUCGAUUUUUCAUCGUCGCAUGACCUAAACUUUUAGGUCCCCGAAUUUUUUCGGGCUUUUUCCGACCACUUUGUCGACUUCUCCCGCCCCAUCAUCCUACACCGCUGACCGCCAUGUCGACCCGGAAAGUGCGAUACAAGAAACUUAACACAAAGACGCCUCUGCCCAUAUUCCGCGAAGAUCAAAUCGACCCCAACGAAUACGAAUCUCUUACAACUGAAUCUCAAAUCGCGACCGGUGUCGAGCAAGCAGAAGAAAAUGAAUACCAUCUGCAGGCUGCCCUCAAGGGCGUCGGCGCAAGCACAGACAAUGAAAUUCCUGUGCCGCCGCCCCAGAAGAGUGAGACGAACUAUGAUGAGCUGUAUCCCACUCCAUAUGUAGAGCCCAGAAAUUACAUCAAGUUUUCCGAGACCGUGGAAGAGACUUUGAGGAGUCUCUAUGAUAUGACCACAGAGGAUGAAGAGUAUCUCAAGGCCUACAAUGCUAAGUGGGUGGGAAAUACUCCGAUGUCCGAGGAUGACUUCGAGCGGAUCAUGGAAAUAUUUGAGGACACUGCCGCAGAGCAAGCUCCCUAUGCUGCAGUUGACAACACGGUGGUGUCGUUCGAGACGAUGCUCCAAGCCAUGAGACACGUAAUCCCUGAUAAGCUCAUCCAAACUCAUGCCAAGCAUGUCUAUGAGUACUGGAAAACCUCGCGACAGACAAGUGGCAACAAGCCCUUGCAUCCUUCGCUCAAGUUCGAAACCCAUCAAGAGCAUGACGACAUGGAUCCUUAUGUCUGCUUCCGCCGUCGCGAAGUUCGACAGACGAGGAAGACGAGGGCUCGUGACGCGCAGGUGAGCGAUAAGCUGAAGAAAUUACGUAGGGAGCUGGAAGAAGCACGCCAGCUUGUUGUCUUCUCAUAUCAGCGAGAGAUAUUCAAGAGGGAGAUGUUGAGUAGCGAUAAGUCAAUAUUCGAACAUCGGGCCAGUCUCAAAACCACCAAAGUACGAUUUGGUAUCAAAGUCGACGACGACGAUUUAUUCAACGCCCGACCACAGAAACGACCAAGGACAGAAGUUCAACAGCCGGCACGUGCUGGUCCUCAUGGUCAACUUCGGCUUGUCGUCCGUCCGGAUGGAGGGAGAUCCGUGGAACCCGCCGACCUUACUAUCUUAUCUGAUAAACUCGCCGAGAAGGAGAAUGAGUUGCGUAAUGAUGUUGAGAUGAAGAUCCAGAACCACCGGAGAUGGAAUCACAACUUUGUUGACUUGACUGCUGACCCACUGCCUCCCGUUCGAGAGGAGAAGGAGCCCAGCUUCAGGCCCGCUAAGACCGCUUAUUUGAUGACUCCGCCGGCAUCCGCAUCAGAUUCUAUGGAGAUAGAUGAGCCAUCUGCAGCAGAAGCGGAAGAGUCUCUUUUGCAUUCCGGCUUCAAUGGCAUUAACCUAGGCUCUACAGAGCACGAGGAGAUGCCUUCGUUCCGUCGUCGCAUAGGCCGAUUAAACCGAUUGUUCAUUGACCGUCGACCGCCCAAGGUACAUGAGCAACGAAGUCCUCCGCGGGAAAUAGAUUUUACCCAGAGUGAUCGUUGGAAGUAUGACCAAGAUGAUGACGAUGACGAUGAACAACCGGUGUAUGAAGUUGACCCCAAUAGCUCUCAGCAGAUGAGGUUCCGGUCGACGAUACCCCCGUCGGCCUUCCUCUUUAGAAGACAGGGUAUGGAUAAUGGCCAUCAGGGAGGGAAUACAAAUCGUCCAUCCCUACCACAACCACAAGCGCCUCCAAUUCAGCCUCCGACACAACCUCAAGUACAGCCUUCUCAGACUUCAACAUGAUGAGUCUUCUGGAAAAUUCUAAUUGAUCUCCGAUGAGUUCGGGAACCGAAUUAGGAACCCGAAUAGUCGUCGAAAAGGCGGAUGAUAUUCGGGAAAUAGCGAACCUAGUCGAAGAGACCCGAAUGAAGUAGAAGUCAGCCUCAAACCGACCAUACUUAAGUAUCACUACCCAGUACAAAGUAGGGCG